UGACGGAGUUAGGUCACGUUAAUGUUUCCUUUUUGGUCUGGAACGAAGGCUAACCGCACCACCGUGACAUAGGAUAGGAUUUUGUGUGCGACGUCCAACGUUGUUCGACCAGCGACUUCGGAAACCAUGUACCAAAAUGAUGAAGCCAACGAUGAACAAGCUUCUCUUAUUUCAUCGCAGUCGAAGAAACCUUCUCCGGAUACAUUAACGAAACUUGUGAAGCGUCUCAGGGCACUAGCAACGAAGCUGCUUCCAGUGGAAGUCGACGAGAAGAGCAUCAAUGAUCCCACAAGCAGGAUUAUCACUCCCCACGUCAUAUCCGCUUUCUCGGAUGCAGCAGGUGAUUUUGUCGAAGCGCUCCCAUACUGUUUGCUCCGUGCUCGCGCUGAAUUUAUGCAGGAGGCGUAUGUCAACCCUGCAGAUUAUGGCGAAAACCGAGGAAGAGCUGUGGCAUGCGAAGUACUGGCUCGUCGCAUUGUUCACCAAAGUCCAGCUGAGAAAAUUAAAUCUCUCAUGUCUACUCGGUAUAGGCAUCGCGAGCUUGAUGGCGACAUCAGCGAGGCCUCGAGUGCUCUCGAAGUUGCCAUUGACACCCAUUGCACUAUAUUUUUGUCUUCUACCGAAGCGCAAAGUGUUGUCAGGGCUCUGUGGGACGGAGAACUUGUCCAGACACUGACAGAACAGGAUGAUAUUCAGUAUGUAUCCUACCACAAAUCGCGGCAAACUGGGUUCUGGGGCCACAUGGACCCUUCACGCAUUUCCGUUCCCCGGUAUCAGAACUUCCUCCGCAUUGUGAUUUGGUUUUUCUUUCUCGCUGUGUACUCUCAAGCCGUUCGUGAACCGCUGGACCGACUUGAUCCCAACCAUCCUAUGACGGUGCUUGAUCUCUGGGAAUUUAUACUCUAUAUUAUGGCGCUGGCAUUUUCACUUGAAGACAUAGUCAGGUUUUACAAACUAUUCAGAUACGCGACCUAUCGCGCCUUUGGAUUUUGGAAUGUCGUCGCCUUCAUAACGGAUUCCCUAUUGCUGGCUGCAUGUUUGCUUCGCAUUGCUGGUAUUUAUGCAACCGGAGAUCACUCUAACACUCUACGCUUAAGGAGCUUUCAAGUCUUGAGUUUCGUCGCCCCGUUCAUAUGGAUCAAGCUCAUUACAAUCUUUGAUGGUUACCAGUAUGUUGGAACGAUGCAAAUAUGCGUGGCUCGCAUGCUACAAGAGUCAGGCAUCUUCUUCGCGCUGUUGUCGGUGCUCGGUGCUGGAUUCUUGCAGGGUCUAUAUGCUCUAGAUGCUGCUGACGGUUCAAGCGAAGAUCCAUCAGUUGUCAUUCAUGUCCUUGUUCAAGGCUUACUUCAGUCUCCCAACUACGACAAGUUUUCUGCCAGCCCUGUUGGACUUACCUUGUACUAUCUCUGGAACGUUACAACGGCGAUCAUCCUGCUCAACGUCCUCAUUUCUUUGUUCUCUUCUGCGUACGCUGAUGUUGUCGAUGACGCUGAAGCAGAGUACAUGACAUUCUAUGCAGGAAAAACUGUUGCCAUGAUCCGCGCCCCUGAUUCGUAUGUCUAUCCUGCCCCAUUUAACCUGGUAGAGGUUUUAUUCGUAGCGCCUUUCGAAAUGUUUGCCCUGCAUCCCGAGUCAUAUGCAAAACUUAAUCGGAUCGUUAUGAGCAUAAUUCUCUUCGUUCCGUUGACUUUCAUUGCCCUUUUUGAGACAUCAAAUGCGACGAAGUCAUGGAUGGUCACCUGGACAGAAGACGAAGUGGACACUGAAAACCCUGUUGUUCUGGAUCCCACAGUCGAGGGGCCGGACGCAGACCAAGGCUUGGAGAUCACCAAAAUUCCCUUUGAUGAGCUUGUCAAGAGGUUCCCAAACACGGAACAAUCGAGCGAAGCUACCAUUUUAAAGGAGAUUAGAGAAAUUCACGCAAGGUUGGAGGCGUUGACGACAAAAGUGGACCGUUUACACGCUUAAACCUACAUCGAUACACUUCGUUCGGCUUCGGACGUGGACACUACAUAGGUGGAUGGUCUAAAUUGACGGACUGUGGUAAACUCGUUUUUUCUUCUUUUGCUGGAUUCCAAGCUUGUACGGUGAUCGUAAUGGUGGUGUAACGCAAAUCGUAUGGAUCGGUGCGAAGAUCAUCGAUCAAGUGCUAGGCGUGCUCAGAAAACUUUGAGAACUCUGUUGAAAGGUGAUGAGGGAAAAAAAUACAAUAAAUCC
Molecule: messenger RNA, 2217 nt
Organism: Suillus clintonianus
Lineage: Eukaryota; Fungi; Basidiomycota; Agaricomycetes; Boletales; Suillaceae
Exons: 24
Coding region: 127-1968 (613 amino acids)
Source: RefSeq, a predicted model, not a curated record